AUGGAACUUUUCCCCUGUGAGAACAAGCUGAGAGUGCUGGGGAUCUUCAGCCUGGAGAAGAGAAGGCUCCAGAGAGACCUCAUAGUAGCCCCAAGUCUCCAAACAGAAAUGGUCCUAACCCUCCACCUCUAUUUGCAGAAUAUUCUUGAGCUGAAAGUCUAUGAUGAAAAUACAAUCACUAAAGAUGAUCUCCUCUUCACUGUCCUCUUUGAUGUUGCUAAAAUACAGCUUGGAGAAACUGUUCGCUUGACUUUCCAGCUAAAUCCAGAGCCUCCCCUCACCCAAUCCGAGUGGGUAAGACAUGAACUUUACUUCCCCUGUCAGUCAGAUGGUGGCAACAGAAGUCUUUUGCAUCACAUCUUUUUGCACAAAGUGAUGCCAUUGCUUACAUCAGUGCAUCUAAACUGUUGCUUAAUUUCAGCAGUACAAUGUCUCAUCUCUAAUACGCAUAUGGCUUUCUCUGCCUUUCUGCCUUGCUGUGUUGGACAGGUGCCAGUGGUGGCCAUCACGACGACUGGGGGCGGGACGAGGUCACUGACAGCGAUGUAUGGCAGCCUACUGGGGCUCCAGAAACUCAAUCUGUUAGACUGCAUUUCUUACAUUGGUGGUUUAUCGGGUACCACAUGGACAAUGGCAAACUUGUAUGAAGAUGCUGACUGGUCAGAAAAAUAUCUGGAAGAGGCAAUCAAGGAAGCUCGCAAGCAAGUAACCAAAAACAAGAUCUGCUGUUUUUCCUUGGAUUGUCUGAAGUACUACUACAAUGACCUGAUGGAGAGGGUUAAAGAAGGACGUAACACGUCUUUCAUAGACUUAUGGGGGCUUGUCAUUGAAUCUAUGCUACAUGAUAAGAAAGAUGAACACAGACUCUCGGAUCAGCGGCAGGCAGUGGAUAAUGGGCAGAACCCAUUGCCCAUUUAUGUGGCCAUCAACCUCAAGUCCAACUAUAGCGCUCAGGCAUUCAGAGAGUGGUUGGAGUUCACUCCCUAUGAAGUCAGUCUCCUGAAAUACGGAGCAUCUAUCCGUGCAGAACAUUUUGGAAGUGAAUUCUUUAUGGGAAGGCUUGUGAAGAGGCUCCCAGAGACUCGGAUCUGCUACAUGCAAGGCAUGUGGAGUAGUAUAUUUUCCAUAGAUGUGAUGUAUGUCUGGAAUUUGGCUGCUGAUUCAGAGGAUUUCUGGUUUAGAUGGACCAGGGACAGAGUAAAAGAUAUUGAGGAAGAACCCUUUCUGUCCAUGAAUCCUUAUGAGGUAGACACAUGUCUGCUCACUCCCUCAUCCACCUUCUCCACUGUUCUGCGAGAUGUCUUAACGGGACGCCCAACCAUUGCACAGUAUCCCAAUUUUAUCAGAGGUUUACAGAUGCACAGCAAGUACCUGGAGAGUGAUGGAUUUUCUACCUGGAAAGACACAGUGAUAGACUCCUUCCCAAAUAAACUGAUGGAAACAGCUAAUGAUGAGCUCUCCCUGGUUGAUACUGGGUUUUUCAUCAAUACCAGCUACCCACCACUUUUGAGAUCGAAAAGGGAAGUGGAUGUCAUCCUGCAUUUAAAUUACAGUGGAGGGUCCCAGACACUGCCUCUGGAUCAGAUUGCAAAAUAUAUAUCGGGGCAAGGAAUUCCAUUUCCCAAAAUUGAAAUAAGUGAUGAAGACAGGGAAAACUUGAAGGAAUGUUAUGUUUUUGAAGAUGCUGAGAGUCCACAAGUUCCAACAGUGCUCUUUUUUCCCUUAGUGAAUGAUACCUUCAAGAACUACAAAGCUCCUGGUGUGGAAAGGAGUCCUGAAGAGAUGGCUGAAGGCAGAGUUGAUGUUUGCAGUAUCCUUUCCCCAUUUACAACAAGGGAGGUCUGUUUCAGUGAAGAGAAUUUUGACAAACUGGUGAAACUGACUGAUUACAAUGUUCUGAAUAAUGAAAAGUUGAUUAUUCAGGCCUUGCGCAUGGCAGUGGCACGGAGGAAGCAGAGGAAUUACUAGCCGCCAUUUGCUAACUUUAAACUCCCACGUGAUAUUUCUUGGGUUGUCUGUCAUCUAGUGAGAUUAAAAUGUUUGAUGCUUGCCACUCUAAUCUGCAGUCGAAAUUGCGUCACCCCUUGGAAUUGCUGGACUCCAGUUCAUUCUAUUUAAAUGACUGUUCAGAUGGGCAGAAUGGAAUUUACAGUGCUUUCAUCCAAAAGAAACUUUAAAACAACAAAUUUACAUUUAAAUUUGUUGUUUUGUUUUAGUUUUGUUACCUUGUUAUUUUGCCAAUGGAGAUACUAUAUAAUAUAAUUUAAUAUAGCGUUUUCUGUGAUUACAAUGAAAUAUGUAGCACAUUAAAAAUGUGAAUCAAGCCAAAACUCAUACGUUUUUCUGUCUGGCCAAACAGCAAUCCCUUGAACUGGAAUCUCUCUGUUUGUUAGCUUAUUGAUUGUGUUGGUCUUGCUUAUCUUAAUCAUUGACACUAUGAAGUUUAUCAUCUCUGAUGUGAUUGUCUACUAUGAGAUUUUUUUAAAAUUCAAAUGGCUUUCUUCACUAGUCUUUGAAAAUAAGUGUUUUUUCAAGUUACUACCAGUGUUAAAAAUAAUCUAUGAAGCUUUGACCAUCUAUUAAAAGAAAACCCAAACAACUCAGAAUGAAGUCGUCACUGUUUCAUGCUGUCAUAAUUGUCCUUUAAAAUGCUAUUCACAGAACCAAUUAUAUUCAGCCUAAGUAGUUGCUGUGUUUCCCAACUCCUUUGAUUUUUCUCUUGGAGUUGCUGCCUGUUCUGCCUCUCAUCUUUACCUGCCUUAAAUGUUCCUGUCAGCAGUCCAUCUUCCAAUGUUUCAGAGGAUGGAAAGUGGCUGAUAGCUGGUGCAUAGAAUACGACAAUGCAAGAAGACCUUUUGAGCAACUUUCCAGAUAUAGUUU
Messenger RNA from Meleagris gallopavo (turkey), 2880 nucleotides. Its product is annotated as cytosolic phospholipase A2 epsilon-like. NCBI's taxonomy places the organism in Eukaryota, Metazoa, Chordata, Aves, Galliformes, Phasianidae. Gene Ontology annotation, cellular component: cytosol. Gene Ontology annotation, molecular function: calcium ion binding; calcium-dependent phospholipid binding. The record is from RefSeq and is a predicted model, not a curated record. Gene Ontology annotation, biological process: glycerophospholipid catabolic process.